This is a messenger RNA of Erythranthe guttata (spotted monkey flower), 1295 nucleotides long. Its product is annotated as 1-aminocyclopropane-1-carboxylate oxidase homolog 1. The record is from RefSeq and is a predicted model, not a curated record. Lineage: Eukaryota; Viridiplantae; Streptophyta; Magnoliopsida; Lamiales; Phrymaceae.
CUUUACUGUUGUUUUGCCUCGCCAAAAACAAAUCAUCACAAAAAAUGGUUGCUAGUGAAGAAAUUCAGGCGCCGGCCGCCACAAAAUACGACCGGAGAGCAGAACUACAGGCCUUCGACGACACAAAAGCCGGCGUCAAAGGACUCGUCGACGCCGGAGUUACCGAGCUGCCGAGAAUCUUCAUCCAUCCACCGGAAAGCCUGAAAGAUAUCACCACCACCACAACCUCGACCGAAUCAACCCACUCCAGUACUUUUCCGGUGAUAGAUCUCGACGGAAUCGACACGGAUCCCAGAAUCCGCGAGAAGAUCGUCGACGAGGUCGGAAAAGCAGCAGAAAGUUGGGGCUUUUUCCAAGUUAUUAAUCACGGCAUAGAAGCCAGAAUUCUAGAGGAGAUGCUGGACGGAAUUCGUCGGUUCAACGAGCAGGAAACGGCGAUUAAGAAGCAGUAUUACAGUAGAGAUUUAACGGCAGCGUUUAAAUUUAACAGCAACUUCGAUUUGUUCAGUUCUCCGGCAGCUAAUUGGAGAGACUCCAUUUUUAUCCCCGUUGCUCCUAAUCCACCUAAGCCGGAAGAAUUGCCUCUUGUUUGCAGAGAAAUCAUGUUAGAAUACUCUAAGCAAGUGAUGGAAUUGGGGAAAACUUUGUUGAAGUUGCUAUCGGAAGGUUUGGGCCUGAGCCCGAAUCGUCUGAUGGAAAUGGAAUGCGCGGAUUCGCUUGCGCUUAUCUCCCAUUACUACCCGGCGUGCCCGGAGCCCGAUAAGACAUUGGGCACCACAAGGCAUUCGGACAAUGAUUUUGUAUCCGUACUUUUACAAGACAACUUGGGAGGGCUUCAAGUGGUUCACGACGAUCGUUGGGUUGAUGUUGUCCCGAUACCGGGGGCCUUGGUAAUCAACAUCGGCGAUCUUCUUCAGCUAGUAACAAAUGACAAGUACAAAAGUGUGGAGCACAGAGUGUUGGCAAGCAAUACCGGGCCGAGAAUAUCUGUCGCGAGCUUCUUCGGCAGAGAUUCCGGGCCGAGCCCAAAAGUGUUGGCACCGAUUGAAGAGAUGCUGUCCGAAGAGAAUCCGCCAAAGUAUCGCCCAACCACAGCCAAGGAAUAUACCGAUUUCUUUCGUGCUAAGGGGCUCGAUGGCACUUCCGCCUUGUUGCAUUUCAGACUAUAGAUAUACUUGUUUUUUUAUCUUGUGAUGAAAAUUAUUAUGUAUUUUGUAAUGCUGAUAGAAAUAAAAGUGUAAUUUGUUGUCCGAAACAUUUGUUUUGAUGUAAUAAAACGAAACUUCAUCAACCAA